UUGUUCGCGACCAGCAGGCUUCUGAGGAUUGCUUCGGCCUUAGUGACCAGUUCCUCGUGGGUAUCGCUCGUCAAGUGUACGGGGGGUUGCGGGUGCGCCCACCUGGGGCGGGGCAGGGGGGGGGUCACGUGUUGGGUCUCGAGCUCCUCCGAGGCGAGUCAACUCGGCCACUCGGCGCCCCAGCGGCCCACCGGCGGGGAGGCCGGCUCCUCGCACACACUCGACAGGAACACAUCCUUGAAACGAAACUCGGAAACGCCCUUCGAGAGCGUCUCACAGUUCCCGGACACUAGUAGCAAUACUGUUUCACGCUCUGAAAUAAACGAAAUGACUUAA
Molecule: messenger RNA, 336 nt
Organism: Danaus chrysippus (African queen)
Lineage: Eukaryota; Metazoa; Arthropoda; Insecta; Lepidoptera; Nymphalidae
Source: the annotation of a GenBank genome assembly